GACAAGAAUGGGCGGACACCGCUUCACCACGCCACCAUGAAUGCCAAUACAGGACAGGUAUGCCAGUUUCUGAAGCGAGGAGCUGACCUUCAUGCCAAGGACAAGGACGGACAGGAUCCGUUAGACAUUGCUGUGAGUAACACGAAUGCUGAUAUAGUGACCUUAUUGAGAUUAGCAAAGUUGAAUGAGGAGAUGAAGGAGUCAGGAGGCGGUUAUAACAAUCCAGGUGAUGACACCUUUCAAGACGUCUUCCGAGAUUUCAGCAACAUGGCAUCAAACAAUCCAGAGAAAUUGAAACGAACAAACACUGCAAGUACCAGCAGUUUCCCGACCUAGCACCUUCCAUGUAAAGAGACGGUUUCCCCAGGGGCAAGCCCAUUACAGAACAGGUGGAGAGAAUAGGAUCUAGUUGAGUUAUCUUCUCCUGAUUAGAAUUAUCUCCCCUUUAUUAUCUUUUGUAGCAAUAUAAAAGAAAACCUAGAGAUUAUAGAGACUGGUGUGGUCUGUAAUUGGAGCCUUGUAAAUCU
Ylistrum balloti is the source of this 527-nucleotide messenger RNA. RefSeq names its product arf-GAP with coiled-coil, ANK repeat and PH domain-containing protein 2-like. Bases 37 to 336 code for a protein of 99 amino acids. The transcript is spliced from 5 exons. The record is from RefSeq and is a predicted model, not a curated record. Gene Ontology annotation, molecular function: GTPase activator activity. NCBI's taxonomy places the organism in Eukaryota, Metazoa, Mollusca, Bivalvia, Pectinida, Pectinidae.